CACGUCGUUCGGCAGGUCCAGGAAGUAAACUGUCCAGUUCGGCCAGUGGUUAACAGAAAUCUCCUACGGAGACAGUUUAUUUAAUUCGUAAUAAAUUCAAAACUGGCGACUUAAUUUUUUUUUCUACGGGCUUUCCCGGAGACUUCUGCAGGGGCUCCCUCGCGUUACCUAGCAGCGAAUUCUCUGCGUCCUUUUUCACGGAGCACAGGUGUCGAGCUGUCAGCUGUGGACUGCAAAAGGAAGCAAAAUCUCUUCCUUGAUCAUGGUGGAUGCUGCUCUGGCUCAGGUGGGAAAGAACCUGAGUGAAGCCAUGAGGAUCCUUGGAGAUGGACAGAUGGAGCCAGAAGCAGGAACGGAAAGCCGACGUUUCAGUAGAACCAGUAUCCCCGGACCUCUACAGGGAGAUGGCCAGGAUGUAACCACAAUACUGCACCUUGUUCACCAUCUCAUCCAUGAAGAGGAAGAUGAAGAGGAUGGGAGGGACAAGGCCUGCCAGCCGAUCCAGAAUGUGGGGGAACAGGGUCACAUGGCCUUGCUGGGCCACAGUCUGGCAGCUUACAUCUCCGUGUUAGACAGAGAGCGGCUCCGGAAGCUAACCACUCGGAUUCUGUCUGACACCACGCUGUGGCUCUGCAGGAUCUUCAGGUAUGACAAUGGCUCCGCCUAUUUCCAUGAAGAUGACAGGGAUGGCCUUGUAAAGGUUUGUCGGCUUGCCAUCAACGCCCGUUACGAGGAAUAUACAACUGAAGGCUAUGCUGUCUUAAGCUCCAGACAGCCAGUUAUCUACCAAAGCGCCUCCUGCAGGCCUGGCCUGGGACAACACCUAUGCAACCAGCUUGGCUUGCCUCUGUCCAGCCUGUGCACAGUGCCAUGUAACACCAUCUUUGGAUCCCAGCACCAAAUGGAUGUUGCCCUGUUGGACAAGUUGAUCAAAGAGGACACAGAUGCUGGGAAGCUUCCUUUGCUGCUGAUCGCCAACGCAGGAACCCCUGAAGCAGGUCAUACAGACAAACUGAGUCGCCUUAGGGAGCUGUGUGACCAGCAUGGUAUAUGGCUUCAUGUGGAGGGGGUCAACCUUGCCACCCUGGCUCUGGCCCAGGUCACCUCUGCUGUCAUGGGAGCCACCAGAAGUGACAGCAUGACGCUGACACCUGGUCGCUGGCUCGGGCUGCCUGCAGUAACUGCUGUCACCCUCUACAGACACGAAGACCCGGCCCUGUCCCUGGCAGCUGGUCUGACCUCCAGCCAGCCUGUGGAGAAGCUGCGGGCGCUGCCUCUGUGGCUCUCUCUCCAGUACCUGGGCCACAACGGCAUUGUUCAGAAGAUCAGACACGCCGCCGCUUUGAGCCAGCACAUUCUGCUGAAGCUGAAAUCUGUGACCUGCAUCAGAACUUUGGUGGAAGAUGAACAAAACUCUCCUGUCGUGCUGUUUAAGUUUUCCCAGGAGUCGAAUGCUGGAGGCAGUGGGGGGUCUGUGGACGGUUUGUGUGCUGGAGAGAAGGAGGCGCUGGAUACAAUCAACAGAUGGAUGGGUGAGCAGCUUGCUCAGCUGGUUCCCACUAGUGGAGUGGAUGUGGUGGAGCUGGAAGAUGAAGGGACCUGUGUGCGUUUCAGCCCCCUCCUCACAGCUGCAGUGCUGGGAACCCAGCAGGAAGAUGUUGAUGAAGUGGUGCAGAAACUCCUGGAGCUGGUGCCGAUGAUGUCAGCCACAAUGAACUUAAGACAGGACUUCAGGGAGGAGACCCACCGCCACGCACUGUCACUCACAUACAUAGAGGAGCUGAGCUGGCCUGGUCUGGGAGCAGUCCGGUAUGAAUCCCAGGCUGAAGGAGCAGAUGAGAGCAGGAGGAAACAGGAGCAGAAGAAAAUCAACGAUGCACUGCUGACAAAACUACAAGAGCUUGACACAGACAUCUUUUUCUCCACUGGCCCUGAGUUUGUGACGGAAGAGAACUGCAUCUUUGUGGGCAUGGUGACAGAUGAUGUUGAUGUGUCAGAGCUGGUGGACACGAUAUCCACACUGGGAAGAGACAUAGAGGAGAGUGGAAGGUUACUGGAGAACAUGACAGAGCGUGUGAGGAAGGGCAUCCUGGAGGCAGAGCUGCAGCUGCAAAAGGCCAACGAGGAGAAACUCCUGGAGGAGGGGAUGCUGAGACAGCUUCCUGUGUUCGGCUCUGUGCUGAAUUGGUUCUCUCCCGUUGAAAGCUCCGUAAAGGGAAGGACUUUUAACCUGGCAGCAGGUUCUCUGGAUUCCACAGACGUGACUUAYUCCACCAAAGUCCAGGCAGGCAGGAUGUCCCUCCAAGACAUCCCCACCCUUUCAGCUAAGAGACUGUCAGGUCAGAGGUUAUUUCGGCGCCCAGGUGCAGGUUCUGACUCGAUGAGCGAGACCAGCUCCAUCGGACCAGUUGACGAGUCAUCUAGAGUGGAGAACUUCACCAUGAGCCCCAACAUUCACCCUUCCAUGUCCAUGUCUCCACCCGAGACAGCGGAGCAUGCCGAGGCCUACGUCAGACCAGCAGGUCUCCUUGGGAACCCAGAGCAGGUAGAGGCUGAGGAGGAGAGGCAGCCUGAAGGCCAAGAGGAGGAUCUGAGUGGGAGAUAGAUCCACUGCAUGUCCAGGUGUCCGCCAUCCAUCCUGCACAUGCAGCCAGUCUAACAUGGGCUAAACCAAGACACUUGGAGUCCAACCUCUGCAGAAGGCCACCUGAGCAGUUUGUAUCUCUCAUUUCAAUGUUUCAGGAUGCCAAAACAACCCAACCAGUCCCUCCGUGUGACUCACUGUGAACUCGGAUCAGUGCAUUUCUACCAGUCUUCCUCUCUUCUGCCUUCACCUCUCUGUUGGUAACAUCACUUAGUGGCUUUCAGGUUGGAGAUGUAGGCUCAUCACACCUGGAACUGUUUUGAAGACUUUCCAAUAAACACCCCAGUUGACAUGUUUA
Poecilia reticulata (guppy) is the source of this 2942-nucleotide messenger RNA. RefSeq names its product pyridoxal-dependent decarboxylase domain containing 1 (gene pdxdc1). The record is from RefSeq and is a predicted model, not a curated record. Gene Ontology annotation, biological process: carboxylic acid metabolic process. Gene Ontology annotation, molecular function: pyridoxal phosphate binding; carbon-carbon lyase activity. NCBI's taxonomy places the organism in Eukaryota, Metazoa, Chordata, Actinopteri, Cyprinodontiformes, Poeciliidae. Gene Ontology annotation, cellular component: intracellular membrane-bounded organelle.